This is a messenger RNA of Clupea harengus (Atlantic herring), 3432 nucleotides long. Its product is annotated as NACHT, LRR and PYD domains-containing protein 12-like. The transcript has 10 exons. Gene Ontology annotation, molecular function: protein binding. Bases 28 to 3324 code for a protein of 1098 amino acids. The record is from RefSeq and is a predicted model, not a curated record. NCBI's taxonomy places the organism in Eukaryota, Metazoa, Chordata, Actinopteri, Clupeiformes, Clupeidae.
GACCUUGCAGAGAAACUGGAGAAACAAAUGGAGGAGACACGAGCCAGCAACAGGAAGCGGAGUCACUCUCGAACACCGGGAGAGCCUGUUGCUGAACCAUGGAAUAAAUCUGUCCCUCCGCUCUAUUACUAUGGGUCAGCCUCGGGUCCUUCUACCUCCUACGAUGACUCAGACUCAGUCUCGUCCUCUACCCCGGCCCGCUCUGGAGCCAUUUCUCCUUCCUUCAGCAUCACUUCUAAAAGGCCAGAAUCCUUUCCCUUCAGUUCAGAUGACGCCACCAUAAAGAAGACCAGUGAACGAAACAAGAGAAGAUUAAAGAGUACAGAAUACCUGUUUGAAGGUACAGAAGACAGAAAAAAGAAACUCCAUGAGAUCUACACAGAGCUGUACAUCACAGAUGGAGUGAGCGAUGACGUGAAAACUCAACAUGAGGUUCGACAAAUGGAGAUACAGUCCCGAAGGGAAAGCUCUACACAAGAUGCCAUCGACUGCAAUGACAUUUUCAAACCGUCACCGGAACCAGGAGAACCAAUCAGAACAGUCAUGACUAAAGGGAUUGCUGGCAUUGGGAAGAGCGUGACAGUGCAGAAGUUCAUUCUGGACUGGAGAGAAGGAAGAGCCAAUCAAGAUGUCGAUUUCAUCUUCAUGCUGCCUUUCCGUCAGCUGAAUUUGUGCAUCGAUGACCAGUACAGUCUGCACAGACUUCUCCUCGAGUUUCACCCCGAACUACGAGACAUCCACAACAUGGAGCUGUUUGACGAAGCCAAGAUAGUAAUCAUCUUAGAUGGUCUGGAUGAGAGUAAAUUUCGCCUAAAGUUUAGAGAGAGGGGGACUUUGUCACAAAUAACGGAGACCUCGUCAGUGGACAUGCUGAUCGUCAACCUACUGAAGGAGAAUCUAAUGCCGUCGGCCUCCGUUUGGGUCACGUCCCGUCCGGCAGCAGCACACCAGAUUCCCCGGGAUUAUAUCGAUCGGUGGACGGAGAUCCAUGGUUUCAAAGAUCAACAGAAGGAGCACUACUUCAGGAACAAAAUCAAGGAUCAAAUCGAAGCUGACAGAAUCGUGAAACAGAUUAGGGAUUCCAGGAGCCUCUACAUCAUGUGCCGCAUACCUGUAUUCUGCUGGAUUUUAGCCACUGUGCUGAAGAGGAUGGGGACCAGGGACAAGGGAGACAUCCCUAAAACACUGACUGAAAUUUUUGCUCAUUUCCUUCUGAUUCAGCUUACGAGGAAGGAGCAGAAGAAUGAAGAUCUUGAAGAAAAAGAUACAAGGCAGGUACUAAAGUCCAACAAAGACGUGAUCCUGAAACUUGCGGAGUUGGCAUACAGAGAGCUGGAAAAGGACAAUGUACUCUUUUCAGAGGAGGACCUGAAAGAGUGCAAAAUUGACCUACACCAAGACAUGGAGAAAUCAGGCAUGUGCACAGAAGUCUUUGUCUCAGAAACUGUGAUCCUCAAGAAGAAGGUCUACUGCUUUGUGCACCUGAGCGUUCAGGAGUUUCUGGCAGCUCUGUUUGUGUUUCACUCAUUCUCCUCCAGAAACUUUGAGGUGCUGAAGUCCUUCGCCAUGGAAGGGCAGCAGCUGCACGACUUGUUGGCGAGCGCUGUGAGGAAGUCCCUGCAGAGCCAGAAUGGACACCUGGACCUUUUCCUCCGCUUCCUUCUAGGCAUCUCACUUGAGCCCAACCAGAAGCUUUUUGAAGGGCUACUCACGCCCACACAGGAAAGCUCAGAGAGCGUCAAGAUGACAGUCCAGUACAUCAAGGAGACCGUCAGCAGACAUGGCCAGUCAACAGAGAGAUGCAUGAACCUUCUGCUCUGCCUGCUGGAGCUGAAGGACUGCUCCCUGCAUGAAGAAGUCCAAGCAUACGUGCAGUCAGGGGAUCUGCUUUCUCCUGCUGUGUGCUCAACCCUGGCCUACAUGAUGCUGGUGUCUGAAGAUACGCAGGAGGAGUUUGACCUGAUGAAGUUUAGCACAACAAAUAAGGGGAGAAUGAGGCUGGUGAUUGCUGUCAGGAACUGCAAAAAGGGUCGACUGGUCAGCUGUGGUCUCAACAAAGACUCCUGCGAAACCAUAACUUCUGCUCUACAGUCCGAUAAUUCCCCGGUGAAGGAGCUGAACCUGAGUUGCAAUGACCUGCGAGAUGCCGGAGUUCAGAUGUUGUCACAGGGACUGAACCAUGCAAACUGCGUCCUGGAGACACUGAGACUUGCCAGCUGCAACCUCACUGGAAAUUCCUGUAAAACUCUGGCCUUGGUUCUGCAGGCAUCAGAGUCCCACCUGAGGGAGCUGGACCUGACCAACAACGACAUAGCAGCUGCCGGAGUACAGGAAUUAUCUCCUGCAUUGAGUCACCCCAAUUGCAAACUUCACACACUGAUUCUGGCUGGAUGUUACCUCACUGGAGAGUCCUGUCGCCCUUUGGCUGCAGGUCUGCGGUCAGGUAACUCCCACCUGAGACACUUGGACCUGACCAACAACGACCUGGGCGAGCUGGGAGUGGGCCAGCUGUCUGUUGCGCUCGGUCAUCAGGACUGCAAACUGGAAAUACUGAAGCUCUCUGGCUGUCUGGUGUCAGAGAGGGCUUGUGAGCUUCUGGCCUCGGCCCUGACAUCAAAGCCCACCUCCCUGAAAGAGCUCGACCUGACCUACAAUCAUAUGGGAGCCUCUGCUGUAAGUCUGCGCUCCAAACUUCAACGAGAGGGGUGCCAACUUAACAUAGAUAGUAAUGCACAACGCUGGAUGAAACCAGCUCUACAGAAAUAUGCCUGUGAGCUCACGCUGGACAUAAGCACAGCCCACCCAGAGCUCGUCCUCUCGGAAAACAACCAGAGGGUCACCAGGGUGGAGGAGGACCAGCUAUACCCUGACCGGCCCCAGAGGUUCGACUGCUGCCCCCAGCUCCUGUGUCUGGAGGGCCUGACUGGCCGCCACUACUGGGAGGCGGAGUGGAGGGGGAGCGAGGUCGUCAUCGGAGCAGCAUACCGGAGUAUCCGCAGGAAGACCCACGGUGCCAUCUGCAAGAUCGGCCUGAACACCAAGUCUUAUGGCCUGUGGUGUGAAGACGGCCACUACGUGGUGAGGUACGACAUUAACAAGACGGACUUGACGCCCGCCUGCUCGGGCUUCAGCCGAGUCGGGCUGUACCUGGACUGGCCGGCCGGAACUCUGUCCUUCUACGCCGUUUCGUCGGGGAAACUCACCCAUCUGCACACGUUCCACUCCAGGGUCGGGGAUCCACCGCGUCCGGGGUUCUUGGAGCCCCUCUACCCAGGGUUCUGGCUUCACCGGAAGUGCACCGCCUCCCUGUGCCAGGUGGAAUGAUCGCCAUUGGUGCCAAAACAAACAAACAAACAAACAAAAAAAAAUGUAACUGCUGUGGCGCUCGAAGGGAGACCAGGAUCUGUAUUGAAUUGAAUUGAAUUGAAUUGA